AUGGAGCCUGCGCGCCCAAGCACCCGCCUCGGCUUCGAAAUCGCUAUUAUCUGCGCCCUCACGCUGGAGGCGGACGCCGUCGAGGCUCUCUUCGACAACUACUGGGAUGAUGAGAAUGGCCCCUGCUACGAUAAGGCUCCAGAUGACCCCAACGCUUACUCUACAGGGUCUAUCGGCCGUCACAAUGUGGUACUUGCCUACAUGCCAGGCAUGGGCAAGGCGAGUUCUGCAGCCGUCGCGGCCAACUGCCGUGCUAGCUUCCCCAAUGUUAAGCUGGCUCUUGUUGUUGGCAUUUGUGGUGCCGUUCCCUUUAUCCCCGGCAGCAAUAUCGAGGUCGUCCUCGGCGACGUCAUUAUAAGCAGUGGAAUCAUCGAAUAUGACCUCGGUAGACAACUCCCCGAACGUUUCAUACGUAAGAGUACGCUUCUAGAAUCAUUAGGGAGGCCUAAUAUAGAAAUCCGCGCGCUGUUGGCGAAGCUACAGGGACUCCGCGGCCAAGCCGUGUUGAAAAGAAAGAUGGCCAAAUAUCUUAAUCAGCUCCAGGAUGUGCCCGCCCUAGAAGCCCACUACCCAGGUGUUGCACACGAUAAGCUAUUCCAUGCGGCAUACCGCCACAUUAGUGAUGGCAAGUCUUGUGAAGAGUGCGGGUGUAACGGCGGGCUGAUGUUGCGCCGUCGUUUCGAUCAAGGCGUACCGCAACCGGCAGUUCACUUCGGCGUAAUGGCGUCUGGCGACACGGUGAUGAAGUCUGGAAAAGAGCGCGAUGACAUCGCACGACGAGAGAGUGUUAUUGGGUUUGAAAUGGAAGGCGCCGGGGUUUGGGAUACAUUCCCUUGCAUUGUGAUCAAGGGUGCUUGCGAUUAUGCCGACAGCCACAAGACAAAAGCGUGGCAGCGGUAUGCUGCAGCCACGACGGCGGCAUGCACCAAGGCGUUCUUGGAGUACUGGGUGCCUUCUAUGACGACCGGCCAUGUCCGCGAACAACCAACAUCUCCUGGACAAGUGCUACAAAGUGAGUUGAUGCCAGACCACGAACAUUCAUGGAUUUCGGUUUCACAUUGGCUGCAGUCCCAAUUACAAUGGAAGUUAUGUUUGGAUAAUAUCACCAAAAGGUUGAACCGAUUGUGUGACUGGUCAGUAGCUGAUACAGGGCAUAGGUGA
Molecule: messenger RNA, 1161 nt
Organism: Ilyonectria robusta
Lineage: Eukaryota; Fungi; Ascomycota; Sordariomycetes; Hypocreales; Nectriaceae
Product: nucleoside phosphorylase domain-containing protein
Exons: 2
Coding region: 1-1161 (386 amino acids)
Biological process (GO): nucleoside metabolic process
Molecular function (GO): catalytic activity
Source: RefSeq, a predicted model, not a curated record